Molecule: messenger RNA, 3058 nt
Organism: Paramuricea clavata
Lineage: Eukaryota; Metazoa; Cnidaria; Anthozoa; Malacalcyonacea; Plexauridae
Source: the annotation of a GenBank genome assembly
AUGGUUCCCCACGCUAAGGACAAGUUUCCUCACGCUGAGGACAAGGUUCCUCAAGCUGAAGACAAGGUUCCUCACGCCGAGGAAAGGUUCCUCACGCUGAGGACAAGGUUUUUCAUGGUUAGGACAAGGUUCCUCACGCUAAGUAUAAGGUUCCUCACGCUGAGGAAAGGUUCCUCACGCAGAGGACAAGAUUCCUCACGCUGAAGACAAGGUUCCUCCCGCUGAGGACAAGGUUCCUCACGCUGAGGACAAGGUUCCUCAAGCUGAGGACAAGGUUCCUCACGCCGAGGAAAGGUUCCUCACGCUGAGGACAAGGUUUUCAUGCUUGGGACAAGGUUCCUAACGCUGAGGAUAAGGUUCCUCACGCUGAGGAAAGGUUCCUCACGCUGAGGACAAGAUUCCUCACGCUGAAGACAAGGUUCCUCACGCUGAGGACAAGAUUCCUCACGCUGAAGACAAGGUUCCUCACGCUGAGGACAAGGUUCCUCACGCCGAGGAAAGGUUACUCACGCUGAUAACAAGGUUUCUCACGCGGAAGACAAGGUUCCUCACGCUGAGGAUAAGGUUCCUCACGCUGAGGAAAGGUUCCUCACGCUGAGGACAAGGUUCCUCACGCCGAGGAAAGGUUCCUCACGCUGAGGACAAGGUUUUCAUGCUGGGAACAAGGUUCCUCACGCUGAGGACAAGGUUCCUCACGCUGAGGAAAGGUUCCUCACGCUGAGGACAAGGUUCCUCACGCUGAGGACAAGGUUCCUCACGCUGAGGACAAGAUUCCUCACGCUGAGGACAAGGUUCCUCACGCUGAGGACAAGGUUCCUCACGCCGAGGAAAGGUUACUCACGCUGAUAACAAGGUUUUUCAUGCUGGAAACAAGGUUCCUAACGCUGAAGGAUAAAAGGUUCCUCACGCUGAGGAAAGGUUCCUAACGCUGAAGACAAGGUUCCUCACGCUGAGGAAAGGUUCCUCACGCUGAGGACAAGAUUCCUCACGCUGAGGACAAGGUUCCUCACGCUGAGGACAAGGUUCCUCACGCUGAGGACAAGGUUCCUCACGCUGAGGACAAGGUUCUUCACGCUGAGGACAAGGUUCCUCACGCUGAGGACAAGGUUCCUCACGCUGAGGAAAGGUUCCUCACGCUGAGGACAAGGUUCCUCACGCUGAGGACAAGGUUCCUCAAGCUGAGGAAAGGUUCCUCACGCUGAGGACAAGGUUCCUUACGCUGAAGACAAGGUUCCUCACGCUGAGGACAAGGUUCCUCACGCUGAGGACAAGGUUCCUCACGCUGAGAACAAGGUUCCUCACGCGUGAGGACAAGGUUCCUCACGCUGAGGAAAGGUUCCUCACGCUGAGGACAAGGUUCCUCACGCUGAGGAAAGGUUCCUCACACUGAGGACAAGGUUCCUCACGCUGAGGACAAGGUUCCUCACGCUGAGGACAAGGUUCCUCACGCUGAGGACAAGGUUCCUCACGCUGAGGACAAGGUUCCUCACGCUGAGGACAAGGUUCGUCACGCUAAGGAAAGGUUUCUCAGGCUGAGGACAAGGUUCUUCACGCUGAGGACAAGGUUCUUCACGCUGAGGACAAGGUUCCUCACGCUGAGGACAAGGUUGCUCACGCUGAGGACAAGGUUCCUCACGCUGAGGACAAGGUUCUCACGCUGAGGACAAGGUUCCUCACGCUGAGGACAAGGCUUCUCACGCUGAGGACAAAGGUUCCUCACGCGGAGGACAAGGUUCCUCUCGUUGAGGAAAGGUUCCUCACGCUAAGGACAAGGUUCCUUACGCUGAGGACAAGGUUCCUCACGUAGAGGACAAGGCUCCUCACGCUGAGGACAAGGUUCCUCACGUAGAGGACAAGGCUCCUCACGCUGAGGACAAGGUUCCUCAUGCUGAGGACAAGGUUCCUCAUGCUGUGGAGAAGGUUCCACAAGCUGAGGACAAGGUUUCUCACGCUGAAGACAAGGUUCCUCACGCUGAGGACAAGGUUCCUCACGCUGAGGACAAAGUUCCUCACGCUGAGGACAAGGUUCCUCACGCUGAGGACAAGGUUCCUCACGCUGAGGACAAGGUUUCUCAUGCUGAGGAAAGGUUCGUCACGCUGAGGACAAGAUUCCGCACGUUGAGGACAAGGUUCGUCACGCUGAGGACAAGGUUCGUCAAGCUGACGACAAGGUUCCUCACGCUGAGAACAAGGUUCCUCACGCUGAGGACAAGGUUCCUCACGCUGAGAACAAGGUUCCUCACGCUGAGGACAAGGUUCCUCACGCUGAGGACAAGGUUCCUCACGCUGAGGACAAGGUUCUUCACGCUGAGGACAAGGUUCCUCACGCUGAGGAGAAGGUUCCUCAUGCUGAGGACAAGGUUCCUCACGCUGAGGACAAGGUUCCUCACGCUGAGGACAAGGUUCCUCACGCUGAGGACAAGGUUCCUCACGCCGAGGACAAGGUUCCUCACGCCGAGGACAAGGUUCCUCACGCUGAGGACAAGGUUCCUCACGCUGAGGACAAGGUUCCUCACGCUGAGGACAAGGUUCCUCAUGCUGAGGACAAGAUUCCUCACGUUGAGGACAAGGUUCGUCACGCUGAGGACAAGGUUCCUCACGCUGAGAACAAGGUUCCUCACGCUGAGGACAAGGUUCCUCACGCUGAGGACAAUGUUCCUCACGCUGAGAACAAGGUUCCUCACGCUGAGGACAAGGUUCGUCACGCUGAGGACAAGGUUCCUCUCGCUGAGGACAAGGUUCCUCACGCUGACGACAAGGUUCCUCACGCUGACGACAAGGUUCCUCACGCUGAGGAAAGGUUCCUCACGCUGAGGACAAGGUUCCUCACGCUGAGGACAAGGUUCCCCACGCUGAGGACAAGGUUCUUCACGCUGAGGACAAGGUUCCUCAAGCUGAGGACAAGGUUCCUCACGCUAAGGACAAGGUUCCUCACGCUGAGGACAAGGUUCCUCACGCUGAGGACAAGGUUCCUCACGCUGAGGACAAGGUUUCUCACGCUGAGGACAAGGUUCCUCACGCUGACGACAAGGUUCCUCACGCUAGUAGUGGCAACUAG